CGAACUUGACCUUCGCUUAUACUACUUUUAUCGCUUGUUUAUACAAUCAAAUCGAGAUCAAUUUCCUGGAAAUUCGCAACGCCGAAAAAACUGCAGUUGGAUUAUGCGAAAAAAUGAUGUAUCCAUGAUAUAACUAUUAAGUUAACCCGAAAUGUCGGUAAGCGGCGAAAACAAUUUAAAAAGGGUAUGCGUUACGAGGAGAGAGAACGGUUACUACUAUUAUCCAAAAACGAUACCCCGAUUGCGUCAAUCUCUGGUGGUUACUUUUUGUUUGAUCAUCCUAACAAUAAUCGCAGUGGACGUUCUCAUGGGCAAGGUCGACAUAGCUGGGGCACUAAGUUCAUACGCGUUCAUCUAUCUCUUCUACUUUGUAAUUAUUUUAUCGUACAGGACGAUACUCGGCUUUAAUGAGCGAAAGCACCUAACCUCGAGGUAUGCCGGAAAAUUGAAAGACUUAUUAAAGGCGGCCUACAGUUUCCCAGUUCCGUUUAUUGCCGUUACCGUCGUGGUCGCUCUGUACGCGAUGUACGCCUUUAGCUCGCACGGUUUUGCCUUCGACCAAAAUUACAAUUUGUACUCGGUUUUACCGGUGCUGUUCUUGUCGCACAAAGUGCUCGACAUGGACUCGAGCCCGAUCAGCGACUCUAUGUGGAUCGAAAAGUGCAACGGACUCGACCACGGAUCCGGUAUGGCUUAUUCCUUCUUCUACGGCUACCUUUAUUACAUCCUUAAUAAAACUGGAGAAUUGGGGAAGAACCUGGAGGAGCUGAUGCAAGACUACGAAUCAGCGAACAAGGUCCAGUUUAGUGUUUACAAAAUAUUCAUUCUGAUACCAAAGUCUUUGAAUUGUCCCGUCUCGCUGAUAGACGUUUCCACCAUAAUGGAAGAGAAAAAGUCCCUGGAGCCCAAACACCAGACGGUCGCGGGUGUCAAUAAACGCGUCUAUAAAAACUCGGUCUACGGGAUAAAACACGAAAAAUCUGGCAAAAUCGUGUACGUUUGCGCCGAAUACGCGACGCCGCUGCAAACGGCCAGCCUCGUUUUUAAGAAUCACACGCCGCACACAGAGUAUUACAAACGUCACAAAAACGACAUUUUGCUACAAUUUUAUUUGACGGUGAAGGAGAUCUUGGAGACCACGCGAUUCGACAGCAUGUGCGAGCUAGUGUACUUUGAAGACAUGGACUCCGACGGCAAACCCUACGAUGUUGGGAAAAUCCUUCUGAACAGGAUCGUGGAGCUUAAAAAGGAAGCACGGGGAAAGGUCUAGCAUCGCUCUCGUUAAGUUUUGAAUGUCUAAUGUGCCAUUUCUUGUAAUAUUAAAAAAAACUUUGUUACCUUGAAUUUUAAUCGGUAAAAUCCAAAUCCUGCAUUCAAACACACAAAUGACUUUCAGUACAACGAAUUUGACGACAAAUUGAAAUAUUAGUAGGCCGUGUAUUUUCUUAUGUAAAUCGGCGCAAAGCAUUAGUUUUCUUAAACUCAAAGGUUUAACCUUCAUUGAAAUAACUUUCGAGAUGCUAGAUGUCAUACGUGAAACAUCUAAGUGAAAAAAUGUUCAAGAAUUACCUCCUAUACAGUAAUUGACAACAACUUAUGAUUUAAUUGGUUUCUUACAUUUUCCUGUAAUUCGUUUAAACAAAAACAUAUUACCCAAACAUCCUUCUUAGCUAUUUAAGUGUAAUAUUAAUGCAGAGAAUUCAUUCUGUUUAGUAAAUAUUUGUGAAAUCUAUUUUCCAGUUUGUUAAAUGCCAUUGUUUUUCGAAGAUCGUAUUAGGUCCUCAUAUUUGCCACAGUUGCUAUAAUUUCGUGAAAGAACAUACUUUUUAUGAAACUUCUGGAUGUCUCCUGCGUCGAUUUUUGUUGACUCGAACUAGCUAACGUUUCGCCAAUCAUCCUGUUGGCUUCUUCAUUGACUAACUGGCCCGCAUUUUACUUUGUACCUGCUUUUAUGUGGUUUGAUGGGAGUGGAUAUAGUUGAUAUUUUUCGUCAGGAAUACUGUAAGCUCCUGGCAACUCUUUGACGGAUCGAAGAUGUCGAGAGAUUUUUGGACAAGUGGUAAAUCUGGUUUUGACGUUAUAUUUCUUUAGAAAUUUUGAUAUGUGGUGGUCAAUGGUUAAUGGAGGACAACAGUGGCAUGUGUGGAAUUGUUCUGUUUCAUUGCUAUUGGAAGAUUGCGGUGAUGUGUAUUUUGUGAUGGAACGGUUAAUAUCUUUAAUGUGGAAAUUAUUAGAGAGAAGAGCAGAGAUAAGGUGUUUUAAUUCUAGGUUCAAUGACUCGGACUCAGAUAGGUUUACGGUAUAGUUUUAUAAUCCUAUAAAUAAGAAAAUUGAUAACUGAUAAUAAUGAUAAUGAUGUGACAAUACUGGGUACAUGGGUUUUCUGUAACACAAUGACCCAAUGUUAGGUCUGAUUUUCUAUUGAUAAGAAUAUCUAAGAAUGCCAGGUUUUUAGUUUCUAUUUCAAUGGUAAAACGUACGAGGUUAGCGCCAAAAUUUCUCCGCCUGACGUAGAUGCAGCUCCAGUAUCACGAUUCAAUUCAAUUAUGCGUUUCACAAAAAAAUGUUGGGCUCGACUGCUAGGAUCGUUCGCCGAUUGCCGACUUCCGUCGAGGAUUUUUGCUUCUGGAAAAUGACCACCACGUACAAAGACGAAAAAUAACCAAUAAUUUUCUCAGCUAGCAAAAAACGAUUCUGACUGAUACCAAAAAAAAAUCGGCUUCCCUCCGCUUCCAUACCGGCGUGAACAGGGAAAAACGACGACACAGUGGAAACCGAUAUCAAACUUCUGAGGAUGAAUACAAGGGAUUCUGUCGGGAGCGAACGGAGGUUAAACCGCCGCGUGCAAUGCUCCACCACAGACCAGUAUCACGAUAAAACUUUGUCUUCUUUUAAAUAUAUAUCUUAAUAGGCUGCGAAAAAAAAUUAAUGUCUUGCGUCAAAUAGUUUUUUAUUGACCGAAUUUUAAAUAAGACGUAUCCGAAAAAAUGUCGCAAAUAAUGCAAAUGCAGUAUAGAGCAGUUAUAAAGUUUUUGACAAAAGAAGGGUUAGCACCUAAAAUUAUUAAAGAAAGGCUGGAUGGUGUGUACGGCCAAAGUUCUCUUUCGCAUUCUAUAGUAAAAGAAUGGGCAAAACGUUUUCGAAUGGGGUAGGAGUCCCUUGAAGAUGAUUCAAGAACUGGUCGACCAGUCGAGGUCACAACGGAAGAUGUUGCGAUUGUGGAAGAGGUGGUAUUGAGUGAUCGACGUUUAAAGAUCAAGGAAAUCUCAGAAAUUACUAAGCUUUCUGAUAAAAGUGUUCGUCGAAUCCUGCAUGAUCAUUUAGGUAUGCGUAAGGUUAGUGUAAGUUGGGUUCCUAAAAACCUUUUGGGCCUGUGAUAGAGACUAUUGUAACGUGAGAUGAAACUAUGGUUCUCUAUUAUGACCUUCUAUCGAAAAAAGAAUCAAUGGAGUGGCGUCGUAAGUGUGAAGCACCUCCAAGAAAAUUCAGUCUGCCAAUCAACAAAAAAGGUAAUGGCCACGAUCUUUCGGGAUUGUGGAGGAAUUCUUUCGAUAGAUUUUAAAGAAACUAAUACCACUGUCAAUGGUAAAUAUUACGCAACAUUAAUACAUACAUUGCGAGACUGCAUACGUGUAAAACGUCGAGGAAAACUGACCAUAGGCGCGCGUCUUUUACACGAUAAUGCACCUGUCCAUACUGCUGGUGUUGCACAAGCUGCCAUUUUAGAGUGUGGGUUCCAACAGAUAGAUCACCCUCCUUAUAGUCCAGAUAUGGCGACAUUUAUUUGGAUAUUUGAAAAAGGACUUACGUGGACGGCGACGAUGAAGUUGAGUUAAAAGAGGCUAUUUUAGCUCAUUUUGGCAGACAAACCAAAAUAUUUUUUUUUAAGGGAUUGAGUUGUUAAUAGAGAGAUGUAAUAAUUAUAUUGAAGGGGGAUUAUAUUGAAAAAUAAUAAAAAAUUAUUGUUACUCUCCUUUGUUUCUUUCACAUUCAGCCCGGGAAAUUUUGGCGCUGCCCUCGUAUGUCAGGGUGUCAAAUAACAAAAGUAUGAUCGACAUAGUGUAUCCGAAAUUUUGGUUUUAGGUGGAAGGUGUCGAGAGCUGUCUUCUCAAAGGAUUCCAUAAAUAUAUUCGCCAUGAGUGGUGGUACAGUGGAGAACCCAUAGCUGUUCCCGACGUUUGUUCACAAAUUUGACCGUUAUUAGAAAAAUAUGUUCCAGGCAAGCAUUUUUCAAUAAAGGUGAGAAGGUUUGGUUCCAAAUUCUCGCAUUUUAAUAGGAACUUAAUGUCGAAACUCACCAAAAUAUCUUGUGUAUCUAAUGCUUUUUAUUUAUUCAAUGUAGUGAAAGGAAUUAAGUACGAAACUGUCAGUUUUCUCUGUAAGGGGUUUUAAUUAGGAAGCUAGAUAUUUUGCUAGAGAACAUAUUGGAGAACCAAUGGUGCUGACAAUAGGUCGAGUCAAGAAAAACCGACGCAGGAGGAAUCCAGAAGUUUUAUAAAAAGUAUUACAGUAGCCUGUACAAGUUUCUUUGAAAAAUAUUGACGUUGCGUUAUUAUAAAAAAUUUUCCAGAAAAACGACGGCAAUGU
This is a messenger RNA of Cylas formicarius (sweet potato weevil), 4587 nucleotides long. Its product is annotated as stimulator of interferon genes protein-like. NCBI's taxonomy places the organism in Eukaryota, Metazoa, Arthropoda, Insecta, Coleoptera, Brentidae. Gene Ontology annotation, biological process: innate immune response; activation of innate immune response; autophagosome assembly. Bases 152 to 1270 code for a protein of 372 amino acids. Gene Ontology annotation, molecular function: cyclic-di-GMP binding; 2',3'-cyclic GMP-AMP binding. The record is from RefSeq and is a predicted model, not a curated record. Gene Ontology annotation, cellular component: endoplasmic reticulum membrane; autophagosome. The transcript has 7 exons.